Molecule: messenger RNA, 783 nt
Organism: Knipowitschia caucasica
Lineage: Eukaryota; Metazoa; Chordata; Actinopteri; Gobiiformes; Gobiidae
Source: the annotation of a GenBank genome assembly
AUGGCUUACCCGAAGUCCACCAAUCCAUUUGCAGAUGAUGAAGACGAUGAAGAUUUCCGGCCUAAAAAAGACCGGGGAUUUGACGACGAUGACUUCGGCGACAGCAGAUUGAGUGAAGCAGAGAGACGACAGCAGCGCCUCGAGCAGGAAGUGAUGCGCACCGCGAAAUCCGCCGUGGACAGCACCUACCGGUCGAUCGGCCUCAUCUACGAGUCUGAGAAGAUGGGCAUCGACACCGCAGAGGAGCUUGUGCGUCAGGGGGAAGUGUUGAAGCGCUCGGACAAGAUGCUGGACAACAUGGACCAGGACUUAAAUACCAGUCAGAAGUCCAUCAACACCAUCAAGAGUGUUUGGGGUGGACUCGUCAACUACUUUAAAAAACCAGAGACCAAACCUCCUCCUGAAGAACCCAAACCCUACCAGGCCAGCGACAGAUUGCAGACCGCCUUAUCCAACAGCAGAGGAAAUGAAGAGAAAUACCAAGCCAGCCACCCCAACCUGAGGAAGCUGGAGACUGAAGGGUUCGGAGCUGCUGCUUCCAAUGACGGUUCGUACGGACAAAACGGAUAUUCUAAAAACAGAGUCCUCCGAGACGCUCACCAAACCCUAGACAACAAUCUCGAUGACAUGUCGGUCGGUCUCCAAAGGCUCAAAAGUCUGGGUCUGGGUCUGCAGUCUGAAAUCGACAACCAAGACGCCUCCAUCGAUUCUCUGAUGAACAAGGUCGACAAGAUGGACUCGAGAAUCCACAACAUGGACCAACAGAUGAAAAGACUGAAGUGA